Molecule: messenger RNA, 1878 nt
Organism: Mercurialis annua (annual mercury)
Lineage: Eukaryota; Viridiplantae; Streptophyta; Magnoliopsida; Malpighiales; Euphorbiaceae
Product: nucleolar protein 12
Exons: 6
Coding region: 322-1734 (470 amino acids)
Molecular function (GO): RNA binding
Source: RefSeq, a predicted model, not a curated record
GGAAUUUAUGUAUAAAACCCAAUUAAGAAUAACUUACGAGUGACCCAACUCGUUUACACCCGUCCCCGGAUUAUCCAUUUUACCAAAAAUAGACAAAAUAAUUUGGGCCCUGUCCUUCUAAAUCACCCGACCCGAUCCAUCUUUCCUUAAUAGAUCCGCGUCGUCUUCACCUGGAAAUACAGAUAAACUAUUAUUAUUAGGGUUUGCAAACCUUAUUACAGAACAAACUUAUUCAGGCUAUUCGAGAUAAGCUAUUAUUAUUAGGGUUUGCCAACAUUAUAAUUAUAGAAUAAACUACUCAGGCAAUUCAAUUCGAGAGAGAUGGCAAGCAAUAACACCAUCUUCAAUACUCUAUUCGGCGACGCCGAUCAAAACUCAGCCGCCAUUUCCUCAGCACUGUUCUCCGAUAACAACCCUUUCAAAAGAAAAUCUGAAGAACCCCAUGAUUCAAUACCUCAAGAACCAGAAGUAAAAGUUACAAAAUCCAAUCAGAAACCCAAGAAAUUAAAACCCCAGAAAGCUGACCCAAUUGAGGAAUUAAGCAAUGGCAAGAAAAAGAAGAAGAAGAGGAAAAGAGACGAUGUUGAGGGCGAUUACGAGGCGAAAAAAUACGGUUCUGUACCAGAAUUAGCAGAUGGGAAUAAUAAUGUUGUUCACCCUCCUCCUGUUGUUGGGGAGAAGAGGAAAAAGGCGGAAAAUGUCGAAGAAGAUUUGUUGGUUUCGAAAGACGCGGAGGGUUUUGAUGAUGAAAGUAAGCUGUUGAGAACGGUGUUUGUUGGUAAUUUGCCUCUGAAAUUGAAGAAGAAGGCUUUAAUGAAAGAGUUCACCCAAUUUGGGGAGAUUGAGUCUGUCAGGAUUCGCUCCGUGCCCAUUAUGGAUACUAAGAUACCGCGAAAAGGGGCUGUUAUACUGAAGAAAAUCAAUGAUUCUGCUGAUAGUGUACAUGCUUACAUCGUUUUCAAUACAGAGCAAUCCGCUGAAGCUGCUCUAGUCCAUAAUAUGUCUGUGGUCGGAGGAAAUCACAUUCGCGUUGACAGGGCCUGUCCACCUCGCAAGAAGUUGAAGGGUGAUUCUAUUCCACUCUACGACAGCAAAAGAACCAUUUUUGUUGGUAACCUCCCAUUCGAUGUCAAGGAUGAAGAAAUUUAUCAGCUUUUCUGUAGUAUCAAAGAUCUCAAUGGUAGCAUUGAAGCUGUUCGAGUUAUUAGAGAUACUCAUCUAGGACUUGGAAAGGGUAUUGCCUAUGUAUUACUUAAAACAAGGGAAGCUGCAAAUUUGGUUUUGAGAAAGAAAAACUUGAAGAUUAGAGAGCGAGAGCUGAGGUUAUCUUAUGCCAAGAAAGAUUCUACUUCUACACCAUUGAAAAGAAAACACGCUUUUUCUGCGGAGAAAGCUGGAAUGCCAAACAAGAAAUCGUCAAUGGAAUCUAGGACUCCUGACCGUAAAAAUUGGUCAAAUUCAAAGGCUUCUCUUUCCUACCAGGGUUUACGCGCUAGCAAAUCUGGUUCAGAGAAGAAACUCUAUCCAAAGAACAGCGGGGCUGGCAAGAGAAAAUUGAACGGUCAGACAGGAGAAAAGCAGCGUCAGGAAAAGAGACCAGCUGUUGCUGCAAGAAAUGCAAAAGCUAAAGCAAGAGAUGGAAGUGCCGUAAAACAUGGGCAUAAGCGCAAGAUGGAUGGUCGGACUCCAGGGAGUUCCAACAUGGAGAAGAAGACCAAAAGAUUUAGAAAGUAAAACACCCAAAUGAGACUUUGUACUAUGUUAUUUACGCAAUUUUCAAGUCAUCAGCUCAUGAAAUCUAGCUUUGAUAAAUCUUUGUACAACUAUUAUUUAUUGGCUAAUUUAUUGAUUUAUAGAAGAGGGUAGUCUUAAAGGUAA